AAUUAAUCGAGUCCAUUUUGCUGCUCACGAGGGGAGGGAUAGGGGAAUAGCUCUGAGAAUUUCCAAUGCGCAUGAUCAGUAUAUAGCUACACAAUGCAAAGAUCAAAGUGUUGACUGGGCGUCGUUUGAAAACUCCAUCAAAUUUUAUAAACCGGCUCGAAAAUAACCUCAAAAAUGCGCUCUGAGGCUGUAAUAGAACUCCAUAUUUCCGAGGAAACCCAAUGAUUGACAAAAUCGGGCCAGAUCUGCGAGAGAGCCGUGGUUUUUUGAGAGCAGUUGUGCAAAACGCACUGGUCUAGUUUCCCCUGUCCUGCAACACGAACAUUCCAAAGUUAACCAUUUCAUGAUGUCUGACAGGGCUUGUAGGAAUUUUCAGCCCAACAUCUUCAACAAGAACAAAUGCCAGAACUGUUACAAGCUUAAAGAAGCACACAGGGCUUCUCAGACGAUCACAGAUCAGAAGAGUUUAGCAGGUUUGGCAAGUACGAGUAGUACAGCAACAGCUCCUACACCAACCUCUUCUUUCAAGGCUAGCAAAGCAAAGAAUACCGUGAAGUCUGGAGUACUUUCCAUCUUCAUCCUAGAGUCCAGUACAGACAAGACGAAAACACAACAGAACAAAUGGAAUCGUCGAUGGAUUGUGCUAAAUUCCUCUGGCAUCGUUGACUACUAUGUCUACGACGAGCUCAAUAACUGUUUUACAGACAUCCAUGUUGGCAAGCUCAUUUUAGAUGACUGUACAAACGUCUUUGUUGGAGAUGUAGAUACAGGUGAUCCAUUUUCUAUUGGCCUCAACACACCAGACUCUACGCACUACUUCAAGGCAGAGUCCCAACUAGAGAUUGAUAGCUGGACUAGGGUGUUUAGGCCAUUUGUCCAGGCUGCAAAAAAUUAUUCCAGGCAGAGAGGAAGUCGUAACUCUGUUGGGUCUAUUGAAGCUCUCACUGCUAAUACUACUCAAGUACCAAGCUUUAACUUCACUAGAGGGUCCAGUUUUGGUAAAGCUUCUUUGACAAGACCAGCAACUCCACCCAGGGCAUCUAGUACUCUACCAAAGACCAGGUUUACUGCACCUGACUUAGAUCUUCAUCCUACAGAUGAAUCGCUCAAACUGGAAUUAGAAAAGCUACGCAAGGAGAAUAAGGAGUUAAAAGAAAAGUCAACGAUGACGACAAGGCAAAGAGAAUCACUUCACAUUCUCGAACAAGAGCUAAAAUUAAAAACCAACAAAGUCAAGGAACUAGAAAAAGAACUUUCGAAAUGCAAGGAUUAUCAAAAGGCAGUGAUAUUUCAAGAACAAGAGUUGCAGGAUUUACGUUUUACCAUCAAAGAUUUGAGACAACAACUUGAAGAAUCGGAGAAAAUGUCCAAACAACUCAAAGUUAAGCUAUUAAUCCAUGGAAAAGAAUUAGCUGAGGCAAAAGCAGACCUCGACGAAGCGAAUAGUAUCAUAAGUAUUCAUAAAGCGAAUAUAGAGGCUUUGAAAAGCGAGGUUUCCAGUGCAAAGCAAGUUUCUGGAGAUCGAAAGGGAAGGGUUAUUCUGUCGGACGAGGAGCCUGAAAGUGAUCGAACAUUUAGUUUUGGGGCAAAUGGCGAAGAAGGACAGAAACAAGACUUGGAGAGUAAACUUGCUUUUCUUGUACAAAAGUUAAAACAAAAUGAAAGAGAACUUAUGAUAAAGACGAAAGAACUUGAAAAAGCGAAUGAAAGUCGGUCAAAGGUAGCGAAAUACACUCGCUCGUUGUUGCAGGAACUUGAAACAAAGUUGAGCAACAAUGAACGAAAGUUGGCCGAAACUGAACAUCAGUUAAAAAAUAGUAAUAUAGAGUUGGAGUAUGAACAGGAACAGAAAGCUAAGCUGGAAAAAGAAAAGCAAAGACUAAAUGCUGAUUUGGAAAGGUUAAUUGACUUGAAUAAAGAGGUUCAUUUGCCCAAGGAUGCUGUUGCUUUGAUGAAAGAAGCGAAAACCGAAAAACACGAAGACAGGAGCAAAGCAGAGCUGGUAGAAGCCGAGCAAAAGUUAGGAAAAGUCGAAAAACAGUUCGCAUCGAGAGAAAAAGAAUUUCUAGAUAAAAUUCAAAGUCUUGAGAAUGAAUUAACAUCGUUGGAGAGACUUAAGAGUGACAGUGAAAAGAAGUUUAAAGAAAAUGAAAAAAUGUUGAAGGCGGCUUAUGAUGAACUUGAAAAAGCGCGCCAAAACCUCGAGCAUCCGAGGGAUAAGUCAGUUAAACAAGAUAAAGAAAGUGUUUCAGAACUGAAAGAAAUUAUUUCUUUGAAAGAUAAUGAAUUAAAUUCUGCUAGCGAAGCUUUGAGCGACUUUGAGAAAGACCUUGCGGUCCUUAAUCGCAAGAACGAAGAACUGGAAAAAAAGCUAGAUUCGAUGGAUGAAAAACUCUGCGAAAGUCUUGAGAAACAGUUUUCUCUCUCUGAAGAGAACGAGAAAUAUUCAAAGGAAAAGAGAGAACUCGAAAGUAAAAUUAUAUUUUUGGAGGAAAAGGUUUCUGACUCGAGUGGAGAGAUUUCGACUUUAAAAAUGGCACUGAGUGAAUCUAUUUGUGAGAAUGAUUCCAACGUUGAAGUUGAACAGGAAAAAGUACGUGAACUUGAAAAAACCUUGAAUGAGAAAAAUAAGGAAUUGGAAGAAAUAAAAUCAUCGUUAGAAGAGAAGGAAAAAGAAUUUGGUGCACUAAAAAUGGAACGGGAGUUGAGUGCUUUGAAGGCUUCAGACGACGAUGAAAGCGUUCUCAAGUUGAAAAAACUCGAAGACGAAAUCGGAAAACUGAAUAAAAACACGGAAGAACUUAUUAGAGAAAAAGAUAAUGAGCUAAGCGUGUUGCAAAAAGAGAAUAGAAGACUUCAAGAGAAACAGAAUCUUCACAAAGACCAUCGAAAAGAAGAAGGAGAACGCGUCGCAGAGCUGGAGGAAAAGAUCUUGCAGUACGAAACUUAUCUUACCGCAGCGAAGGAAACGAUUCUAGAAUAUGAAAGCAAAAUAAAUGAGCUUACUUCCCAAGACAGAGGAGACGAACUCGUAAAAAAGAACCAAGAGCUUGAAAAUAAGAUCGAAAUUCCUGAAAAACAAUUSGGUGAAUAUCGUGAGAAGUCGACUGUUGCAGAAGAAAAAUUGCAUGCUCAUGAAGUGGAAGAAAAGCUACUUGCGGCAGAGCUUCAGAAGUGUAAGAAAGAUGAAAUAGUCACUCAGGAAACCGCCAUUUCUGUAUCUAGUGUUGAAGAACUCCAGAACCAGCCUACAGACCAGCAAGACGAAAAAGACACUGAUUACAAAACUCUCCUUGACGAAAGAACGUCCCAACUUGUAAAGAGUGAAAAGAGAGUUGUUGAGCUAGCAGAAGAAUUGGAAAAGCGAAUGCAACUGGAGCAAGAGAUUUCUGAGUGGAUGGAGGGAGUUGAAGCAAGUUUAGGAAAAACAGAGAAUGAUUUGUCAAGUACAAGGAACGCUCUAAUCGCAAAAUCUCAAGAACUCGACCUCGAAAAGACUAACGUUUUGGAAUUGGUUGAAUUAUCGAGGAAUUAUAUCAAGCAGCUUGAAAGCUCUCUUGCAGAAGAAAAAUCAAGAGUAGAAGAAAUGAAGAAGAAACUUGAGAACGGUGCUGUUGUUGAUGUUACCGACGGUGUUGGAGAAGGAACAGUCAAAACAUCCAAGGAACAUACUUUUGAUUCUUUUGGUGGUAUUCGUGAACGUUCAAAAUCUUUCCGUGACAUUGCCGAAAAACUAGCCUCGAGUGAGAAAGAAAGAGAAACUCACAAAGCAAGAGUGUCGGAGCUCACUCAGGAACUCGAGGACACCAAACAACUACUAAACGAAAGGCUCGAAUCUGCAGAACGAGCACAUCAAAAGGACAUGAAGAAAAUCAACGAAGAUACCUUCAGAGUUUCUGGCGCAGCCAAAACCGAGGGAGACGAGCUGCGUUUAAGAUUAACGUCGCGUGUCAUCACUUUACAGUCAGAUAUCAGUGAAUUKAAAGCGGCCCACCAAGCUCAGAUUGAGAAACUCAAAGUACGACACAAGAAGGAGCUAGAAAAGGCACGUAGAGAAGCGAUACUCGAGUACAGUAUGAAGCAGCCGAUCAUGGAGAGCUCUGAAGAAAUGAAUGCUUCUGUCAUUGAGAUGGAGGCCGAAAUGAAGGACAUGGUUUCAAGGUACGAGAAUCAGAUGGAGUUGUUAAAACAAAGCCAUCAGCGUGAGAUGGAGAGGAUUAAACGAAGCAGCGGCCAUGGAGAAGGCUUACAGACUGAAGUAACUCGGCUUCAACACGAGAUGGAGCAAAUGGGCCAGAAAUACAUGAAGGAAAUUGAAUCUUUGAAGGUCAAACACGCAGAAGAAUUAGAUCAACUUAAAACUGAUAUGACACUUGUGAUCCAAGCCUCGAUGGGAGGCUCCUACAGUCCUACAAAAGACGCCACUGAAGAGAACACCCAACAACUAAAAUUGAGGGUCAAGGAAUUGGAAGAAGAGAUCGACGAACUCACUCAUAAAAACAACGAAGAAUUACGAAUCGAGAGAGAGUCUCAACAGAAAGAACUCGACCAGAUUCGCGAUGAUAUGAUGACCGUUAUCCAGGCCGUCAAAUCUCAGCAGUACGACCUUGACCCAAAUACCGAGCAACUACAACGAACUGUCCGCGAACAAGAAGAGGAGAUUAAACGGCUUAAAGAAAGAAUUGAAUCGGGAGGAGAAGUCACGUCUGAUGAAAAUGUUUCCAGAGUUGAAGAACUCGAGAAAGCGAAUCAACUUCUUACCAUAGAAAAAGAAGAAAUGGAGAAAAGUCUAAAAAGGCAAGAAGCGGCGACAAUGUUUGGUCUGCGGAGAACGGAGGAAAUGAGUAAUAAAAUAUACCAAAUGCAGAAAGAAAUGGAGGACAUUGAUCGUAAGUAUAUGAAAGAAAUAAACGUAUAUAAAGAAGCGUACGAACGAGAAAAGGAGAUAAAGACGAAAGGUGGAGAAGGCCGUGGUGGAGAUCUCGAGACGCUUAUUCAUGAAAACGAAGAAUUAACCUUGGCGCUUGAGGAAUUGAGGCUCAAGAUGGAAGAAGAUGAGUCACUACAUGAAAAUGAACUCAAACUUUAUAAGGAAAAGCUAGCACAAGAAAAACUUCUGGAUGUAAAUGAUUUAAGACUUCAAAUCAAAGGUUUAGAAGAUAGUAUCGAGGAAAUUAAGCUUGAACACAAACGAGAAAUUGAAGAAUUACAAGAAAGUCACGAAAAGAAUGUGAAAAGCUUGAACGCUGAACAUGAUAAAGAAGUCCGGAAUUUAAAAAAGGAAAGCUUAAGCUCGACGACGACAGGGAAGAAUAGCAAACUUCCAGCUUGUGAGGAACACAAAAAUCAAAUUCGAACUUUGGAUUUUAAGAUUGAAGAACUAGAAUCUUUGUUGGAAGUUAAGAAACGUCGGCAUAAAGAAGAGGUUAGGAGCUUGAAAGAACGUUUGGACGAGGAGAUAAAAAGACGUGUUGAAGAUGAAAGAAAUUAUGAAACUAAACUAAAAGGAUAUGAUGGGACUCGAAGGACUUCAUUUUCAUCAGUGGCACCCGGGCCUGGUGCUAGUGAGUACUUUAGAAAACAGUUAACAGAGUUGAGAGCUGAGAAUCGAAGUCUAAAGGAAGAAAAUGAGGCAUUACGAGCAAGGAAAACUAGUUCUGGUGAUAAGCCGUCAAAAGACGCCAAAAGACAAGGUUCAGAACCAGAUUUCCAACCCUUAGCUUUACGGAAAAACUCAAAGGAAGGCAAGCUGCCUCUGAGAAAAGCUUCUUCCGACUCUAGAGUAAUGGAAACAGAGUCUUCUAAAAGAGGUUACCGUUCUCAAGCCUUUACAAAAAGCGAGCCAGUUGAGAAACCAUUUACACGGCAGUCGUCCAAGAAUGAAGUUAAAUCAGUAGCAGCACGUGUAGCCAUGUUCCAGACGCCAUCCAAAACCGAUGACAAGUCGACGAGGACUAAGUAGCUUCAGAGAUCGUUGGGGUUUGUGAAGGAAAUGAAAUCAUCAAUUUUUUUGUGUUGCAAAUAAAAUAUCAAAGCUUAGAGCAAACACAAUAAAAACUAAUAAAUAAUCCCGACAAUAAAGCAUUUAUUAUUGUUUUCAAAUAUUUGACUGUUUCAUCCAAGAUAUUACCAAAAAUGUAGUUCAAGUAUGUGCAAAAAAAUUCAUCAGAAUGAACCAGCCGAAUAUCUAAAUAAAAUUAACCAAUAUUAUUUUAUAGCUUGAAGGAUUCUGGUUUCUAUCACCUAGAACAUGUUUAUAAAAUAAACAUCACUAUUAUGAUGAAUGUCUAUAUUCUCCCCAGAUGCAAUUAUGGUUACGGAUUGGCCAGGGAGGGAGAAUCUUGAUUUUCAUCAAGAUACUCAACAAUAGAUGCCGUGGGUGGAAUAAUAUUUUUCUAAAUAGUAGUAGUAGAAUAUUCGUUGUAGUAUUUGUAUUUUUAAAAAUCGUUUUGUCAUUAUUAUUAGCGAUUAUUAAGGGUAUGUAACUAUAUUUGGUAUAUCCCAUUUGGUAGAACAUUGCACCAAAAUGCUAUUAAAUAUUUAUUUGAAAUUGAA
Messenger RNA from Actinia tenebrosa (Australian red waratah sea anemone), 6555 nucleotides. RefSeq lists its product as uncharacterized. Lineage: Eukaryota; Metazoa; Cnidaria; Anthozoa; Actiniaria; Actiniidae. Gene Ontology annotation, cellular component: actin cytoskeleton. The record is from RefSeq and is a predicted model, not a curated record. Gene Ontology annotation, molecular function: actin filament binding.